CAUAUUCGGCUCAGGCCCUCCCCCCAACGUCCCAUCCCCUUCCCUCUUUUCCCCCAUUUCUUCACUUUCCCAGGCACCAAACCCCCCAAAUCUCAACCGCCCUUUCCCUUCCACUUUGCGCCACCUCAAGUGUGAGAAGAAAAUAAACUCCACCAAACACCAGCACCUUUUUGCCUCUCGCCAGCGAAGAGACAAUUCCCCAUCGUCGCGUCAAAGCAGCACUUGAUUACAGCGCCCAUCGGCCCUAAAUCCUCUCAACCUCACCACAACCACCAACAACACAACCAUCACAAUGCCUCGCCCCUCAAAGAAGGCCCUCGCCGCCACCCCCAGCGCUCCCGUCGCUGCCGUUGCCGUCGCGCCUGCUCAGCCCGUGCAGCCCCUCCAGAUCCCCCAGAGACACAUUGAUGUCGAAGGUUUCAUUCGCGUCCGCGACUCGGUUCACCAGCGCCUCAUCACCAUCCUGGAGUUGAUCAAGAACUUCUCCGAGGACUACUACCGCCAGACCAGCCUGCUUCUCGGCGACCCUGCCCAUGAGGGUAUCCCGGGCAUUGACCACCCUAUGGCCACCUUGGAGCACGCCGCCCAGAACAUUGCUCCCCUGGCCCUUGGUCUCCAGCCCGCUUACCACCCUGCCCCUGUUGAGGAGAAGAAGGAGCGCAAGAAGCGCACCCACGACCCCAAUGCUCCCAAGCGCCCCCUGACUCCCUACUUCCUGUACAUGCAAACCGCUCGUCCCAUAAUCGCCAACGACCUCGGUGAUGCCGCCCCCAAGGGUGCUGUUCAGGAAGAGGGUCAGCGUCGCUGGAAGGCCAUGAACGCUCAGGAGAAGGCCGGCUGGAACAGCGCCUACCAGUACAACCUCCGCCUCUAUCAGGCUCGCGUCCACGCCUACAAGCAGGGUGGCAACCUUGAUGCCAGAAACAUGGACGACGAUGUCGCACUCCGCUACGCCGAUGAGCACAGCAUCCAGGUCAACUCUGUUGAUGUUGUUCCCGAUGUCGAGGAUGCCAUCGCCGAGCAGCUUAACCAGGCCAACACCGUCGAUGCUCCUGGUGAAGAGGAAGAGGAGGAGGAAGUCCCUGCCCCCGUCAAGACCCCUAAGAAGCCCGCCUCUACCCGCAAGCGCAAGACUGCCACCCCCGCUGCCGAGCCCGAGGCCAAGGCCGCUGCCACUCCCGCAAGCCCUGACAAGAAGCGCCGCCGCACAUCUACCAAGGCCGCUGACGCCACCGAGUCGGCGGAGCCUGCCAAGAAGGGCAGAGCGAAGAAGGGCAAGAACUAAGCGUUUUGCUUCUUUCAACCCCACCCUUCUUCUAGCCUUUUCUUUUCUUGUUUCUAGGUUUCUGGGUUUUUGCAAAGAUGAUACCUCGUUGCGCGGCAGCUUGUCGUCGAUCCUCCCCCCCCCUUUUUUUUCUUCUUCGCUGUCCAUAUGUUGGCGCAGAUAUACUGGGGGGUUAGGGAUUCUGGACUGGAGGGAAAAAAAAGGAAGGACCACAUCUACUUCGGUCCUCGGUCGUUGCGUGUACUGCGCUGCGCACGCGGUGUGUAUGAUUUCACAAGGCGUGCGGUAUUGGGAUGGUUUUCCAACGGAUAUGUGCGUGUGUGUGAGAGGAUACAAACCGCCUCAACUUGAGGUGGGCGGUUUAUGGAUCCAAUGGGCUUUCGGUUUGGGCUGGCUUUGCUUGUUUUCAGUUAGUCCUGUAUGUAUAAUGAUGGACAUGAGAAUCAACAAUCUUGAUUUUUAACAUUGA
Messenger RNA from Colletotrichum phormii, 1754 nucleotides. Its product is annotated as HMG box protein. Gene Ontology annotation, molecular function: DNA binding, bending. Lineage: Eukaryota; Fungi; Ascomycota; Sordariomycetes; Glomerellales; Glomerellaceae. The transcript is spliced from 2 exons. The record is from RefSeq and is a predicted model, not a curated record. The coding region runs from base 293 to 1285 and encodes 330 amino acids.